Molecule: messenger RNA, 1053 nt
Organism: Porites evermanni
Lineage: Eukaryota; Metazoa; Cnidaria; Anthozoa; Scleractinia; Poritidae
Source: the annotation of a GenBank genome assembly
AUGGAUUUCUAUUUAACAACAAACCGUCUGAGCCCAGCACUCCCUGUUCUCCAUGACCACGAUCUGGAACAUUGUGUUGAGUAUGUCCCGGUCAUUGAAGAAAACAUAACCACUCUUACACAAUCCCAAAAAUUCAAAAAAGGUUUAAAGAUAUCACAAGUUCUUGCCUUACUUGUUAGUGAGGGUGGUAUGUCUACGUUCAAAAUACGGCAUGAAGUCUUCCAGUCUUUGGUUAGGAGCUGGAAACUUGGCCGCGAAGUAAUUGUCCAGGAAGUGGGACGGACAGAAACCGAAGCCGACCUGGAAGCAGAGGACCUUAGUGAAACUCACCAUGAAAAUUACAUCUCGGUAGAAGAGGUAAAGGAAGACAAGCCGACAGGAGACACCGAUGAAAGAGAGCUGAAAGCAGACGAUGAACCGGUGAAUGAAGUAAGUAGUCAGAAUGAGAAUAAGGAACAAAUCUUAAAGGAGGACUCCGUGGUAACACAUGGUGAUGAUAGAAAGGGCAUUAAGUCACCUGACUUUUCCCAAAUAAAGAUGCCGCCCAAAAUUCUAAAAAGAGGCCGUCCGAAGGGAGCGGAAGUGACGGUAAUUCGCUUCCCGAAGAAAAAGAAGAAAACAGAAAGUCAGAAUAAGUUACUUUCCUUCAAGAAGCUCAGUCCGAUCGAAAAAGACCGAAUGAUCCUAGGCUCUCUGUCAACGUCACAAGCCGUGGGUGAAGCCAUUGCGGGUCAUCGAUUGCUGAACAAAGAAGACAUUUUGCCAGUUGGAAAAAUGUCAGAUACUAUCAGGGAUGACGAAAUGGUGGACAUCCAUCGAGUUGAAAAGUACUUUGAUAGAGAUGCAUGGUUGUUAGUUUUAAAAUCAAGUAGGGAGAAGAACUGCAUAGACUUUGUUUGUUCUGUUUGCACAAAAAUGAUAAACGACGAACGUGAGGACAGCAUUGCUUGUGACAGAUGCCUUCUUUGGUCGCAUUUUAAAUGCACCUCGUUAAAAAAGCGUCCAAAGCACCGAAACUGGUUCUGCACAUCGUGCAGAGUGAAAUACGCAUGA